AUGCUUCCGUCGAAACAAGGUAGCUUUGGUACGCCAGGGAAGCCUUUCUCCGUAUCGUUCUCAAACGCGUCUAGAAAGCCGCCCAACAUCCCGCAAAAUGCAAGACCACGUGUUAGCUCAUCGCUGAGACAUCGCCAACAUAUAAGUCAUGACGAUUCCGAAGAGGAAGAAGAAGUACCUGUUGCCGAGGAGGUAACGGGUUUCGCCAUGGGUGGGGCAAUCAGCAAGAAUACGGCAUCAAAGAAAGAACCUCUUGUCAUCAAAGUAGAAAGCAAGAAUAAUUGGCGCGAUCGACCGGGAACCAAUCGCAGGGGUAAAAAUCUACUCCCACAGGAGGUGCAGGCUGCUGGAAAUGUGGCUGUUGUAGAAACCGAGACGCCCAGUAUGUCCUACGGUCUUAGUCUUGCCCCGGCAAAAACUGCGACUGCCGGGAAUGUCACUGAUGAGAAGGAAGCGGACGUGCCUAUGGAAGACGCUGUACCUACGUCUGAAAACGAUCCUCGUGCACCUCUUACUCAAGAUGAGAUUGCGCUGCAGGCACUCAUUCGUGAGAGUGAAGGCGGCGAUAAGGUAAGGCGGUCCGAUAUAGUCAUCGCAUCAACCACAGCAGGAAGCCGCUACGACGAAACGAGCUCUUUUCGGGCAGAUGUUGCUACACGUCCUGAUCAGGCGAGCCUGGAUGCCUACGAUGCGGUCCCGGUUGAAGAGUUUGGCGCAGCCUUAUUAAGAGGUAUGGGCUGGAAGGAAGGUCAGGCUAUUGGACGAGGAAAUUAUGGAAAUACCAGCGCUGCGAACGAGGCUCGUGUUCCUCAGCGGCGGCCCGGGUUUCUAGGAAUUGGCGCUAAAGAUAUUGGAGGUGCCAAAGGUGCCGAAGUUGAAAUUGGUGCAUGGGGAAAAGCCGCAAUGCGCAAAGGUUCUAGGAAGGGUGGCGAUGGUAGUGGAAAUACGGAAGGGGUCUACAUGCCGGUCGUCAUGAAAAGUAAGAUGACAGGUGAACAUUUAACUGAGGAAGAGUUCAAACUCCGUCAAAAGGAGGCUAGUGAAAGAAAAGCAAAUGGGAGAUCGGAUGGUCACUCAUCUCGUCCAUCUACUAUUAACGGCCGGGAUAAAGGCCGGACACGCCGUUAUGACGACGAGAGUGAUUCAGACCGCGAUCGAAGCAGGCGGCACGGAAAGUCGUCUACCUCACGACAAGAUCGAAGUCUAUCCUCUGGAGCUCAUGACCGUCGAAGCCGUCGCUAUGAUGAUGAUGACGAUGAUAAGAGGUCUUCCCGAGAUCAUCGACGGUACCGCGAUAGAGCUGAUAGUGAUUAUAAGAGCAGACCUCGAUCGAGAGAACGAAGUCAUCGUGAUUCCGGUCACUCGAGACGGGGUCAAGAUUAUCAUCGCACUAGAGACCGAGAUCGUGAUUCUGACCAACCACAUCAUACCAGCGCUUUCGAUAAGGUCUUUCAUCAUAGACAUCAUAGUGAGCAGGAUGGAAAGCCAGCACCGCCACAAGCAAAGAAAGAGAGCGAAAUACACAAGCUUGAAGGCGAUUUGAAGAAAGACGAACAGAAGCUUGAGGACUAUAUUGACAAGGAUGAGGAACUUGAAGAGCAGGGUAAAACCUACGGGGUUUUGACGUGA
Messenger RNA from Talaromyces stipitatus ATCC 10500, 1629 nucleotides. Its product is annotated as G-patch domain protein (Spp2), putative. Gene Ontology annotation, cellular component: spliceosomal complex. Gene Ontology annotation, molecular function: nucleic acid binding. NCBI's taxonomy places the organism in Eukaryota, Fungi, Ascomycota, Eurotiomycetes, Eurotiales, Trichocomaceae. Gene Ontology annotation, biological process: mRNA splicing, via spliceosome. The transcript is spliced from 2 exons. Bases 1 to 1629 code for a protein of 542 amino acids. The record is from RefSeq and is a predicted model, not a curated record.